Capra hircus (goat) is the source of this 1607-nucleotide messenger RNA. It is a transcript of the gene POLR2K, whose product is annotated as RNA polymerase II subunit K. The record is from RefSeq and is a predicted model, not a curated record. Gene Ontology annotation, molecular function: DNA-directed RNA polymerase activity; zinc ion binding; DNA binding. Bases 235 to 411 code for a protein of 58 amino acids. Lineage: Eukaryota; Metazoa; Chordata; Mammalia; Artiodactyla; Bovidae. Gene Ontology annotation, cellular component: RNA polymerase I complex; RNA polymerase III complex; RNA polymerase II, core complex. Gene Ontology annotation, biological process: DNA-templated transcription. The transcript has 4 exons.
CUCCGACACGUCAGAAGCGAGCGCCGGAAGUUGGCCGCGGGUUAGAGGAGAGUCGGAAUUUGGAGAGGCCUAAAGAGUUUUCCGUGUUACACCCAGCCAUAGGAUUUGAAACAAAGUACCGACUAGGAAUUGGGAUCUUUUUAGCUUGCCCUCGGAAAAAUGAUUCCUGGUUGGAUUUGUGAGGGCCCCGUUUUGAGGUAUUAAGUAUUUGAGUCUCCGAUUUCAGGGACAACAAUGGACACCCAGAAGGACGUUCAACCCCCAAAGCAGCAGCCAAUGAUCUAUAUCUGUGGAGAAUGUCACACAGAAAAUGAAAUAAAAUCAAGGGAUCCAAUCCGAUGCAGAGAAUGUGGAUACAGAAUAAUGUACAAGAAAAGGACUAAAAGAUUGGUGGUUUUUGAUGCUCGGUGAAACAUGAAGUUUGGAGGAAUAUCUUCAUUUUUAUUUGGAUUUGUUGUUAAUGUUGUAUAGAUUUUGAUUAGUGUACUUUAUGAAUACAAUUAUAUACACAUUUCAUUUUAAAAAACCAUAUUGUAUUUAGAUAUCUGUUAAUAGCUUAUAUAAAGAUAUUAUUUUUCAUUCAGUUACAUGGUUUGUAUUUUAAUUUUAUUGUAUAUGUAAUCUGACACUCAGUGGAGGUUAAAAAUGUUUCCCAAACUACACUUUAAGCAAAACCUGGAAUCAUCUGGGACCCUUGUUAAAAAUGAAGUUUUCUGGGGCUUUUUAAAGGUCUGAUUAAGUAAGUUCUUAGGAAACCUCUGUUUUACAUCACCAAUUGUUUGUAAACUCUCUGGCUUUUGUAUAGAGUAUACCAGUGUACUUACUGUCAAUGUGCAUACCUCAUUUUGAGUUACAGUUUUCAUUUGUUAACUUGACAUAGGCUUUCUGUAUUUAUAUGUAAUGGUUGGCUUUUUAAAAUCUUGGGCAAGGGAAAAGAAACUUUGAUGGUUGCUUUCUGCAAGACAGAAUCAAUCCCAAGUAAAGUGGGUGAAGCAGACUGUUAAGGCAGGUGUGGUUUCCCAGUUGUAAUUAUUCAUUAAAGUAAACAAAAAAUUCUGCUUUCAGCAUAUUAAAAAAGUUGGUUUACACUUAAUUAUUGGAUGAAUGUUUAAAGCUUUUGCUUUGAUAACUGGGAAUAUGGAUACUGAGAUAAUCCCAUCUGUUCCAGGAUUUGAUUAGAUAAACUUCAUUGAUAGCGUUGUGUGUCUCGAACAUUCAGAGAAUUAUCUGUGCCAUUUAAAAGAAGUACCUGUUAUUUUUACUGCCAUCCUUAAAUACUAAGUUCUGUAAGUUCAUUAUGUGCUAUAUAGCACUACUAUACUCGAGAUUUUUAAAGGGUGCUUCCUUGAUCCAGUUUUUCCUAGACCGUGGCUUUCAUAAUUCUGUGAUUCUGCCAUAUUCCUUAAUUCCUUCUUAAGCUUGUCCUUUCUGUAUGGAAGAGUCCUGAUAAAUGACAGCUGCCUAAACCCCAACUCACUGAUAAUGUUGCUCUUAACUAUUCUAAUUUCAUCAUAGGUCCUUUGUGCUUUUAGUAGUUUGAGUAUUGUUGUUUGGUUAACUAGUCUGUGGUUUAAUGGGUAAAGUAUUACGCCUGGAAUUCAUUUCAA